Schistosoma mattheei is the source of this 733-nucleotide messenger RNA. The record is from the annotation of a GenBank genome assembly. NCBI's taxonomy places the organism in Eukaryota, Metazoa, Platyhelminthes, Trematoda, Strigeidida, Schistosomatidae.
AUGGCUUGGAAGUCGAGCGGUAGCACACAUACAGAACUUAUAAACAAUCUAUUCAGAAAUCGAGUAAUUUCAUCUGAGAUUGUCAAGAAUACUAUGCUUUCCGUGGAUCGUGGGUACUUCGCCAGAUCGAAUUCUUACGAAGACCGACCAUCCUCUAUAGGCUAUGCCGCGACAAUCAGUGCUCCUCAUAUGCAUGCUUAUGCUCUGGAAGCAUUAAGAGAUCAUCUUAAACCUGGUGCACAUGCUUUAGAUGUUGGAUCAGGUAGUGGAUAUUUAACGGCGUGUAUGGCUCUUAUGGUAGGCCCUACAGGAUGGGUGCCAGAUGCACCUUAUGAUGCAAUUCACGUAGGUGCAGCGGCUCCAGUUAUUCCUAAUGCACUAAAAGAACAAUUGAAAAUUGGUGGUCGUUUAAUUUGUCCUGAAGGACCAGAAGGUGGAAAUCAAGCAUUAGUUCAAAUUGAUCGUUUGCAAGAUGGUUCAUUUCAAAGAAAAUCUUUAAUGGGUGUGAUUUAUGUUCCGUUAACCGAUAAAGAUCGACAAGUCGGGCCAAGGAAAUGAACUGUCGACAACGUACCGUCGGUAAUAAAAUCACAAUUCAUGGAUUAUAUUAAAGUUGUUGCGAAAAUUAGUCCCGAGAAAUUGGGGACAGAACUAAUGAAAUCACUCGAACAUCAAAAACCAGAAAGAAAGUUCCCUCUUGACCCGGAGCGGAGGUGGCAUUAAAUCUCACCAU